Molecule: messenger RNA, 660 nt
Organism: Macrosiphum euphorbiae (potato aphid)
Lineage: Eukaryota; Metazoa; Arthropoda; Insecta; Hemiptera; Aphididae
Source: the annotation of a GenBank genome assembly
AUGUUGAAUUGUGUAACCAGUAAGUUGACGUUACUUUGUCACAGUAGGCCUCCAUCAAGUUUCAUCAAUCUUCGGGAAUGUGUGGCACUAUUUGCUACUCCCAAGACGGACUUUAGCACCUCUUCCAUCAAAUUAGUUGGCGCAAAGGAUGAACCUACACGUUGGUUAUCAUAUAACGAUGUUAUUUACCCGCCACAGGAACCCGGGGAAGAGAGAAGACCAGCUUUUGUGUGUCACCAAAAACUAAAUAUCAAAUACAGCCCCAAAAAAAUGUGGUAUGUCGCAAGCUUUGUGCGUGGCAUGUCUGUGGACGAAGCACUUAAACAAUUACCCUUGGUCGGGCGUAAAGGUGCCACUAUAGUUAAAGAUACUAUUUUAGAAGCUCAACAGCUAGCCAUUGAAAAUCAUAAUGUCGAAUUUAAGACAAAUCUAUGGAUCGCUGAGUCAUUUUGUGGUAAAGGUCCAGUAAUAAAAGGUAUGCGCAGACAUGCUAGGAUGCGAAUGGGUGAAGUCAUGUACAGGUACUGUCAUUAUUUUGUAAGAUUAGAAGAAGGUACACCUCCAGAAAAUUAUUAUUAUAGCUGGCCUAAGACAGGCCCAGCUCUGUUAGCUCAAUGGGUUGAUGAGGUCCGUGACCGUAAAAUUCAAGGAUCAUUGUAA